UCAGCCAAUCAGCGUCUAGCUGUCUUUGCGCUGUGAGAAGUUAGCAGUCUGGUGCCAGUCUGGUCCGUAACCACGAUGGAUGCGAUACCAAUCCUUUUGCUCGUCCUCUUGCUUGGGACAUGGGUACAAGAAAACACCGCCCUCCAGUGUCACUGUGACCAGUGCCAAGGCAACUCCAGCUGCACCACAGAUGGGGUCUGCAUCAUCGUAGUCCAGAAGACCCGUAACCAGCUGAUCACCACGCAACGCCAGUGCAUACGAGACAGUUCCCUCAUCCCCCGAGACAGGCCCUUCAUCUGUGCCUCUUCCACCAAAGCUGGUGAAGGCCUCCACCCUUUCUGCUGCAUAGAGGAUUUUUGCAAUGAGAAGGUAGACCCCACCGCCAUCCCUGACACCCCAGUGAACCCCCCUGUCCUGGGCCCCGUGGCCCUCGCCGCUGUCAUCGCUUGCCCAGUAUGCGUGCUCUGCCUGCUGCUGGUUCUGGCCUUUUAUAUUUGCCACAACCACAGAGGACUGGGAGCUGGGGGUGCUGGAGCCCACCACCACCGUGUGCCCAAUGAAGAGGACCCCUCUAUGGACCACCCUUUUAUUACUGUUGGAACAACCCUAAAGGACCUCAUCUACGACAUGACCACCUCAGGAUCUGGAUCAGGUCUGCCACUGCUGGUCCAGAGGACCAUCGCCAGAACCAUCAUCCUCCAGGAGAGCAUCGGGAAGGGGCGCUUCGGUGAAGUGUGGCGGGGAAAAUGGCGUGGUGAGGAGGUGGCCGUGAAGAUAUUCUCCUCCCGAGAGGAGCGCUCCUGGUUCCGAGAGGCUGAGAUCUACCAGACCGUGAUGCUGAGGCAUGAGAACAUCCUGGGCUUCAUCGCUGCUGACAAUAAAGAUAACGGGACAUGGACUCAGCUGUGGUUGGUGUCGGAUUACCACGAACAUGGCUCCUUGUUCGACUACCUGAACCGCUACACCGUCACUGUGGAGGGCAUGAUCAAACUGUCCCUGUCCACGGCCAGCGGCCUGGCUCACCUCCACAUGGAGAUAGUAGGCACACAAGGGAAGCCAGCCAUCGCACACAGAGACCUGAAGUCAAAGAACAUCCUGGUGAAGAAGAACGGGACCUGCUGCAUCGCCGAUCUGGGCCUGGCCGUUCGCCACGACUCCGCCACCGACACCAUCGACAUCGCCCCGAACCACAGAGUGGGAACCAAACGGUAUAUGGCUCCAGAGGUCCUGGAUGACUCCAUCAACAUGAAACACUUUGAGUCGUUCAAGCGAGCCGACAUCUAUGCCAUGGGCUUGGUGUUCUGGGAGAUCGCCAGCCGCUGCUCAAUGGGAGGCAUUCAUGAGGACUACCAGCUGCCCUACUAUGACCUGGUUCAGUCAGAUCCCUCAGUGGAGGAGAUGAGGAAGGUGGUCUGCGAGCAGAAACUUCGCCCCAACAUUCCCAACCGCUGGCAGGGUUGUGAGGCCCUGCGGGUGAUGGCGAAGAUCAUGAGGGAGUGUUGGUACGCCAACGGAGCGGCGCGACUCACCGCUCUCCGGAUCAAGAAGACGUUGUCUCAGCUCAGCCAACAGGAGGGAAUAAAGAUGUAGACACCAAGCACACACCUCUGACUGACACCAUCAUCACACCAUCAUCAUCCUCAUUACAUGGGGUGUUCCUUCGUUUUUUCCUUUUAAGUCUCAUUUCAUUCGUAAUCCGAGGACUGGUUCACGUUAAUGGAUCUGAGCCUGAAGAGGAUGACGGAGGUCCCCAUUGUCCCACCCAGCAGUGAGCUCAGAUCCUAUCUGGUCAACAGAGACAGCCUCUUCAUCAUCAUCAUCAUUGUUUUCCUCUAUGUUAUGAAGCUGCUCUUCUGUCGGGCUGCAGGUUGGAUGGAAGUGAUCAGAAAGCUGUCAGAAGUGACGGCAGGUCCUCGUUCUACAAACCUGAAACUUCCAGGUUUGGGAACGAGACGUUCACCUCGUCCCUUCCCAACAAUGCUGCUGCAAAGAUCCUGGUCAGAACCGCUUUAUUAUCACUUCAUUUAGUCAGUUCUACAGCUGCAGGAGACUCUUCAUCCUGAACGCUUUUAACCCUUAAAACUCCCAAGCCACAUGUAGCAGCUGAAGCUUUUAAUCCCAGUAUAAACCAGUCUGUAGAAGCUUAAGCUUUUAAUCCCAGUAUAAACCAGUCUGUAGAAGCUGUCAGAC
This is a messenger RNA of Melanotaenia boesemani (Boeseman's rainbowfish), 2190 nucleotides long. It is a transcript of the gene tgfbr1b, whose product is annotated as transforming growth factor, beta receptor 1 b. The transcript has 9 exons. NCBI's taxonomy places the organism in Eukaryota, Metazoa, Chordata, Actinopteri, Atheriniformes, Melanotaeniidae. The coding region runs from base 76 to 1590 and encodes 504 amino acids. Gene Ontology annotation, molecular function: activin binding; activin receptor activity, type I; SMAD binding. The record is from RefSeq and is a predicted model, not a curated record. Gene Ontology annotation, cellular component: plasma membrane; activin receptor complex. Gene Ontology annotation, biological process: transforming growth factor beta receptor signaling pathway; cellular response to growth factor stimulus; nervous system development.